Molecule: messenger RNA, 1632 nt
Organism: Aspergillus tubingensis
Lineage: Eukaryota; Fungi; Ascomycota; Eurotiomycetes; Eurotiales; Aspergillaceae
Product: carboxylesterase/lipase family protein
Exons: 1
Coding region: 1-1632 (543 amino acids)
Molecular function (GO): cholinesterase activity
Source: RefSeq, a predicted model, not a curated record
AUGCUUAAUGCUCUUGUCCCUUGGUCAUUGCUGAUUGCCAAUGUUGGAUUGGUUACAGCAGCUGUGGGGCCAAUUGCCAAUACCACCUAUGGACAAGUCAUGGGCGUCCAUUCUCCUUAUCACAACAAUGUCGAUGUCUUCAAAGGCAUCCCCUAUGCUAGUCCUCCGGUGGGCUCCAAGCGGUUCAAGCCCCCUCAGCAGCCCGACGCUUGGGAUGGUGUCCGGAACGCGACAACCUUUGGCCCUCAAUGCGUGCAAGUCAGUUCGUCCGCCUCAAUAUUCACCACCGGCUCUUCUAUAAUGAGCGAGGAUUGUCUGUCGAUCAACAUAUGGACACCCUCAAACGCGACUGUCGAUUCCAAGCUACCUGUGUACUUUUGGAUCUAUGGUGGACGGUAUUUCGAAGGUUCUGGAGAUGUUCCCACGUAUGAUGGAUCUAUCAUGGCAUCAAAAGAUAUCGUUGUGGUGACCUUCAACUACCGUCUGGGUAUCUUGGGGUACUUCGCGCACCCUGAACUAUCUGCCGAAUCUCCGUAUAACAGCUCCGGGAAUUACGGCAUGCUUGACAUGGUCGCCGCAUUAGAGUGGACCCACAACAACAUUGGACAAUUUGGAGGUGAUCCCGACCACAUCACUGUGGGUGGUCAGUCUGCGGGAUCCUGUGGUGCCCUGGACAUGAUGCUGAGCCCGUUGACCGACGGGUUGGGCGUAGUUGGUGUGAUCUCUGAGACAGGCGCCCGCGGCACCCACGAUCCUUCCAUGGCUGGCUCGUCGACUAGCUACCGCCAAAAGGCUGAGGCUGAAGCCUAUGGUGUGACCUUUCUUCAGGAGGAGCUAAACCUUACUACUGUGGAUGAGCUACGUCAAGUCCCAUAUGAAGUCCUAGUCGAAUACUUUCCACUUAAUGGCGACUACUAUGAGAGCACUCCACUGGUUAACAUCAGCGCGUUCAUGGAGCCACCAGUUUGGCGGCCCGUCCUGGAUGGUUACGCCAUGCCCUACAGCUAUUCCGAGAUGUUGAAGCGUAUGGCCCACAAGGAUGUUCCCAUCCUCACCGGGAACAAUGCGGACGAAUCCGGUGCCCAGGUCAGCCAGGACUACACCGUUGCGACCUACUACUCCACCUUUGCCGAGAUGUACGGCAACAUGUCCAGCGAAUUCUUCCGCCUGUUCCCCGCAUCAGGCAGUGUCUCUAAUGUCACCGAGGCAGUGAACGCCAUGUAUCGGUCCCUCAGCCGUGUGGGAACCUGGACAUGGGCCCUUGAUUGGUAUCACGGGGGCGCCCAGAGCAAUGUCUACACUUACUACUGGACCCAUGCGCCCCCAAUCGGCGGUUCCGGAGCUUAUCAUGGCUCUGAGCUGUACUAUGCAUUUGGCGUGAUUCCCUAUGUCAAUACCAGCGCCGCAUGGACUACCGAGGACUAUGCCGUUCAGAAGAAGAUGUCCGCCUACUGGGCUAACUUCAUCAAGACCGGUGAUCCCAACGGGGAGAAUCUCCCUCACUGGGCGCCCAGUGGCAACUCAACUCAGACGAUGUGGCUGGGAGAUUCCUGGGGCAGCGGCGACAUUGCCCCGACUCAGGAACAAGUUCAAUUUAUCUUGGAUUAUUACAAGACAUUGCCUGCCUGGUGA